This is a messenger RNA of Phalaenopsis equestris, 1280 nucleotides long. Its product is annotated as NAC transcription factor 29-like. Gene Ontology annotation, molecular function: DNA binding. The transcript is spliced from 3 exons. Gene Ontology annotation, biological process: regulation of DNA-templated transcription. Lineage: Eukaryota; Viridiplantae; Streptophyta; Magnoliopsida; Asparagales; Orchidaceae. Bases 113 to 913 code for a protein of 266 amino acids. The record is from RefSeq and is a predicted model, not a curated record.
GGGUCAGGAUCACAAAUCUCCACCAAUUUCCCAUUGCCCAAAAUCUUCAAAAACCUCUCUUUUCUCCCAAAGAACUCUCUUCUCCUCCAUCAAUCUCCGCUCGACAUCCAGAAUGGCCUGUAAACUUCCUCCCGGUUUCAGAUUCCACCCAACCGACGAAGAGCUCAUCGUCUACUACCUCCGCAACCAGGCCAUGUCGCAACCCUGCCCUGCUCCCAUCAUACCCGAGCUCAAUAUUUACAAAUUCGAUCCAUGGGAGCUCCCUGGGAAAUCAGAGCUGGGGGAGAGGGAGUGGUACUUCUUCACCCCUCGCGACCGCAAGUAUCCAAACGGCAUGCGGCCGAAUCGAGCCACCGCGUCCGGAUACUGGAAGGCGACUGGCACCGAUAAGGCCAUUUACAGCAGCUCUCGCUAUGUUGGGGUAAAGAAAGCUCUGGUUUUUUACAAGGGGCGGCCGCCGAAGGGAUCCAAGACUGAUUGGAUCAUGCACGAGUAUCGUCUGCAAAACCACACCAACAGCCACAGCCCCUUCAAACCUAACAAAUCCAUGAUUUUGGACGACUGGGUGCUGUGUAGGAUCUACCAAAAGAGGCAGCCGAGGAAGAACACAGAAGAUAUGGGGUACAUAAUUGCAACGCCUGCGCGAGAAGAAUCCGCCGCAGAGACGGAAGAUUUCGAGACAGCGCCGAAGUUUCCACGGUCUUGCUCCUUGGCUCAUCUUCUGGAGCCGGACUACUGUCAGCUCUUUGGAGACUCGGCUAUGGGCUCCAUUGACGAUCUCUUUUCAGGCUGCGGCGAGGAUGAUGAAGGAGGCACUGCUGCUAUUGAGGAAGCAGCAGCCAUGAGGGUUGCUGGGAAUCAUAACGUGUUGUUUGGAAACCAGAUGCUUGUGGAUCCAAUUUUCCAGCACUAGGGAGCGUGAUUGCAGAAGAGUGGAGUCGUGAAAGAUUGGGAAUCGGCCAUGAGCCUCUUCUUUCAGAAUAGGGAAGAAUCUCCAAUAUAUUGCAAGUUUACGGAAAUAGAUGCUCUGUUUCGUUGAUUAGAUUUCUAAUUUGAAGUUUCCAUUGUAAAAAAAUACUAAUGAAAAUGAGUAUUUCCUUUACUGGAGAUCAGUAUAUUCUCUAGAACAGAGAUCAAUUGAAAUCCAUGAUUAAAUCCCCACAAUAGAUCACAAGUUAUUAUAUAUAUAUAUAUAUGACAUGUUUUCAUUGUAACAAAGCUGCAUGUACUAACUGAACAUUAAUCCAUCAAGAUAUUGUUAAAACUAUCUCAAUACCUCU